Clunio marinus is the source of this 318-nucleotide messenger RNA. Lineage: Eukaryota; Metazoa; Arthropoda; Insecta; Diptera; Chironomidae. The record is from the annotation of a GenBank genome assembly.
AUGAAAUAUUCAUCACAUAAUAGAAACAACUUUUGCUGCCUUUCCUGCUCAGGUUGCAUGCUUAUGGCGUUUGAAGGGGAAGUAAAAAAAUUACACUUUGAUGGAAACAAACAAAAUACUUUACAUUUUAAUCACAAAGCAGAUGACAUAAAGCAGAUCACCAGAUUAACCGAACGACGGGCAAUGUGUUUUUAUUCUCCCGCAUCAACCGUCAUAGUCAACGAUGGAAUGAAACAUCAAACUUUUGGUAGGAACGACAAGCCUUCGUCGGUCGAUUUUCCUCAAGAACUUGAUGCUGAAGCCAUUAAAAAGGGUUAA